AUGUACUUACAUCCAAAACAUUCCCCUAUGUUCAGUGGCCUUGUCAAAUUGAGUAACUGUCAUUGUUCUUGAUAGUUCUAGUAAAUAUGAGCAUUUUAAAAUGUAUGUUCGCAUGCUCUGCUACGACGCUAAAGAAAAAAAACUACUCGCAUGUGAUUUAUUUCAAGAGGACACUUUUAUUGCCACGACUGCCUCUCUUCAAACGAGGAGAACGCGAAUGUAUCAACUUCGGUCGAUUGUCAUGCUCCACAACUGCAAGAACCGAGAAGGGAGAGGACUCUUUCCUUAAAUGGCUUCUGCUUCUAAUUCCUGCCACCACAUUUGGUCUUGGGACAUGGCAGGUGAAACGGCGGGAAUGGAAAAUUAAGUUGAUUGAUGAACUGAGAAGUCUCACCUCCGCUGAACCCAUCCCCCUUCCUUCCGAUCCUCUGGACCUAAAUCAUCUAGAGUACAGGAGGGUGAAGGUGCGUGGGCACUAUGACCACUCCCAGGAGAUCUACAUCUUACCCCGCUCACCUGUCGAUCCAGAGAAAGAGGCUAGAGAGGCAGGCCAGCUGUCAUCCAGUGGCGAGUCUGGAGCCAAUGUCAUUACACCAUUCUAUUGCACUGACCUAGGGAUCAAAAUCCUUGUCAAUAGAGGAUACGUUCCAAAGACGAAGAUAAAGCCAGAAACCAGGAUGAAGGGACAGGUGGAUUGUGAGGUUGAGCUGGUGGGGGUGGUGAGACUGACGGAGAUCCGCAAGCCUUUUGUGCCACAAAACAAUGUGGAGCACAACCGCUGGCACUACCGUGACCUGGAGGCUAUGGCCAGAGUCACUGGGAGUGAGCCAAUCUUCAUCGAUGCUGACCUGGCCAGCACUAUUCCUGGUGGACCUAUCGGAGGACAGACCAGAGUGACCCUCAGGAAUGAACAUAUGCAGUACAUUAUAACAUGGUAUGGCCUCUGUGCAGCCACAUCAUACAUGUGGUAUGCCAAGUUCAUCAGAAGGAUUGUGUGAAAUGACCUGCAACUUUUUUAAAGAGUGGUAUAAAUGAAUACUCUGUUCAAGAUAUAGCAAUUGGACCACAUGGACCAGAACAUCAUGGUGGAAGUACAAAAGCUUCUGUAAAGUACUUUCAAAGAAAAACAUGUUUAAAUUGUGGGAUUGGAUUGUGUAUAUGCCCUCCAGGAUAAAUUAAUAAAGAAAUGUGAAGUCUCA
Molecule: messenger RNA, 1199 nt
Organism: Esox lucius (northern pike)
Lineage: Eukaryota; Metazoa; Chordata; Actinopteri; Esociformes; Esocidae
Product: surfeit locus protein 1
Exons: 9
Coding region: 87-998 (303 amino acids)
Biological process (GO): mitochondrial respiratory chain complex IV assembly
Cellular component (GO): mitochondrion; membrane
Source: RefSeq, a predicted model, not a curated record